UCGAUUGGACGGUUUCCGAGUAGCUGAAUGAUAUAUAUAAAUGUGUCUCCUCCACGGCCCUGGCGCAAAGGGGAGGGAGGGGGGAAAAGAGGAUGGAGAGAGAGAGAGCAGUCGGGUCUAUCAACAGUUCUGGUCCAUCCGGCCCUGCCUGGCAUUUCGAAUCGGUUUUAACUAGCUUUGUUGUUGUUCUCUGAAAGCUGUUGUUCUGUUUGGUAAUUCGUUUAGCUGUAAUUGCAUAUUCAUUGCCGUUGCAUUUCUCUCCCUUAUUAUCUCUCUUGCUUCAUGGUACCCAUGGGACCGCCGCGCAAUAUCCUCGUCCUGGGCGGCGGCAUAGCAGGCAUAGCAGCCGCCCUUGCGCUUUCCAGGGAGCUCUCGCAAAAGGUACCGGACCUUAAGAUCACCAUCUUCGAGCUUCACAAUGUGCCAUCGACGUCUGGGGGUGCCAUCAACCUGAACCCGGCCGCCCAGCGCCAUCUCGACCACCUGGGCGUGCUGGAGGAGCUCGACAAGAUGGGAGCCGACGGGGGCGUCGAGGUCAAGGCGGUCGAGCUGUUUUCCAUCCAUUCCGGCCGGCGACUGGGCCGGGUUGACUUUGCCGGCAAGGACGGCAAAGGAUACGGCGGGUAUAAGGCGCGGCGCGUGAUGCGGAUAUCGCUUCACCUGGCGAUGCUGGCGGCGGCCGAGAAGACCUGCAACAUCGAGGUCAAGUUCGGCAAGAAAGUGAUAGACGGCAUCGAGUCUGGCGAGACGGUGACGAUUUUCUUCGAGGACGGCUCGAGUGCGGUUGGCGAUCUGGCGCUGGGCUGUGACGGCGUGCACUCGCCCACGCGGAUGCGGCUGGUCGAUCCGUCGACGCUGUCCGAGUACACGGGCGUCUGCUUCAUCCAGACGACCAUCAAGGCGGACCGCAUCACCGCGCCCAUCCACUUCGAGACCACGGCGAUGAACAGGGCGCGGCAGGGCGGCCUGCUGACGACCUACAGCCACAGCACUAAGGAGGAUAUCUUCGUGGCCGCGCUGGCAGAGGUCGACGCGGCCGAGAUAUCAGGCGACUCCGGCCCUCGCAGCCGCAAUCCCAACAGACAGCACCGGCGGACGACCUCAGAGCGGCUGCGAGACGAGAUCUGCGGCCGCUUCGGCGACUGCGCGAUACCCUGCGUGCGGGAGAUCAUCGAGAAGUCGACCAACUGGGCGCUGUACCCGGUCUAUCAUCUGCCGCCGGACAGGAAGUGGCAUACAGAACGGACUCUGCUGCUUGGAGACGCUGCUCAUGCUAUGCCUCCGAGAGACGAAUCUGCGGCGUAUGCCCUGGACGAUGCCAUCCUCUUCUCCCGCAUACUCUCGCUGUACUACCACCAACCCGUCAAGGACUCCUUCGACAUAUAUGAAUCCAUGCGCAGGAGCUCCAUCACCAAAGCAUACAACUCGUCCAACGCUACCUGGAUGGGCAGCAAGAGCGCUAACAGCGGGCGAUGGGCCAGCCGUAUCGAGGCCUGCCUCACUCCGUGGCAGAUCUACAGGGACAAGAAGGCGAGAAUUGGUGCUUGGGAAUUCGAUGCCAGCACAGUACCCAUCCCUCCGCCACCAUAGCCAAGUCUUCUUUUUAAGUCUAUCGAGCCCGUUUUUACUUGACCGCAAAUGAUGACCUUAACGAAAUAUUCAAUAAAAUAUCUGCCAUGAACUAAUCUACACACACAAGGAGGGUGUAUUUUUUUUCUUUUGGCCAACUAUAUGAUGUUAUUGAUAUCCCAUAUUGUCAUUUCCUUUUGUUGUCUCCUUCGCAUUUACCGGCGUUUAUACGGUGUUGACAUCCACCCCCUUUUUCUUUACACUCUUCUCAAUGCCUCCUUCUCUCUCCUGCUGGAAUGUCAAGAAAACACUCCCCUUGCCUUGCACUGUUCCAGCUGUUUAUUUUGAUACCCGAGGAGUCGUCCUUGCUAUAUCGAUGACUCCCGCUUUCCUUCUUCUUAACCCCUUUUUCUGGGAUGUUUGUUUAUUACUUUCUCUUCUGUCAUAUCUAUAUCAUAUCUUGCCUCCGCACCAUGUCUGCUGUUCUGUUAUUGUCCUCUCAAUCAAUCAAUCCGUACAGCAUACGAUAGAGUCCAUCGG
Molecule: messenger RNA, 2109 nt
Organism: Trichophyton rubrum CBS 118892
Lineage: Eukaryota; Fungi; Ascomycota; Eurotiomycetes; Onygenales; Arthrodermataceae
Exons: 2
Coding region: 283-1590 (435 amino acids)
Molecular function (GO): monooxygenase activity; FAD binding
Source: RefSeq, a predicted model, not a curated record